Saccoglossus kowalevskii is the source of this 3041-nucleotide messenger RNA. RefSeq lists its product as uncharacterized. NCBI's taxonomy places the organism in Eukaryota, Metazoa, Hemichordata, Enteropneusta, Harrimaniidae. The record is from RefSeq and is a predicted model, not a curated record. Gene Ontology annotation, molecular function: nucleic acid binding.
UAUUGAGCAGUGUUGUUGCUGCGAGGAGCUUUGUGAUUUCAGACUUUCAAGUCCGUCAGUCUGGCUUUCAUGAUAGAUAACCGGUACCUGAAUGCUAAAGAGAGCGAAUUUGUCGACUUAGUUUUACAAGACAUCGAAAAUUUCCAGGAGCAACACGACUGGGACAAAAGUAUUCUUCUUUUCCCACCUCUACUAAGCCAUUAUCGAUUCCUCAUUCACCAUACCGUGGAAGAUUUCAACAAUCUGUCAACGUUUUCUGUUGGUGAAGGAGACGAUAGAAGAACUGUUGUCUGUCCUCUUCAUCUCAGGAAAAUGGCAGCAAAGGAAGAGGAACUACUUGACUGGCGUAGGAAUCCAAUGGAUGGUGAUGCUCAAUGUGGUUAUAGGACAGAAUGUAAAAGAGAAGAUGACAGACAACCAAAAAAUAAACAGCACUAUGAUAAAACCUCAUCUAAAAGUGUGAGACUCUCCUCCCUUGAUGGAAGUAGUGGUGAUGUCAGAGAGCGUCAUGAAAAACCAAGAGAACGAAGAACUGGUGGCAGACCCCGAAGAGCUGCCCAGGAACUGUAUAUGCCAAGAGCAAUGAGACAAAGGCAGCAAGAACAACAACAACAACAACAACAGUCACUUAAUCAACAUACAAAAGCUGAGUCAACAAUAAAUGAAACAAAGAGAGAUAGACAACAAUCUGUAUCUGCUGAUGGGCAAAGCCAAGCUAGAUUAUCCAAAGGUAGCCAUAAAGAAAGAACAAAACGAUCUCAGGGAUACGAUGAGCGAAAUCCGCGGAUUCAAAAGCAUGAUGGCAAAAAACAUUUGAGUACAAGCAAAAAUGAAAGGUCUGAGAAGCAUCGAAAUGUAGACAGAGUUUCAAUGUCUCAAGAAAAUGACAAGUCAGAAACAAGGCAUGUUGAAGAGAGAUCUUCUAGUGCAAGGACAAAUGAAAAAACAGAGAGAAGGAAUAGGAAAAAGCCUAAUAACUUAGAAAGUCAGAAUCCCACAGUUUCUAAAAAAGAAUCCUUGGUAUACCAGAAUGAGAUAAAGGGAUCAGUGGCCAGUCUGAGUGAUUGCUUUAGUACAAGACAUGAUCUUGAAUUUGUUGAGGAUAGAAAUACAGAUACAAGUUUUAACACUAGCAUUGAUGCAAACAAUGAUUAUGCUUCUAGACAAACACCAAGUCAGUCAAAGGAAAUAAAUAUUACAGGAGAUGAUAUAAUUGAUGCCCAUUCCACUAAUAAAAAUUGUUUAGGAAAUACAGAACAAAUUUCUGAUUUGAUGAUAGAACCUCAGGGAUCAGUGUUAGAACAUUCAGAUGAGAACACCGCAAUCACAGAUGAGGUUAUAGUUGAUACAGUUCGUCCAAUUGUACAGAAUGUUGGUUUAGUUAAAACAGAUAAUGUACAAAGCAAUACAAGUAUCCACUGCCAUGAGGAAAAGGAUCCUGUGAUUCAUAAAGAACACUGUGUUGGUAUGGGUAAGAUUGAUGUUGAAAUGAUUGCUGGAGUUUCCUCAAAAAUGGAACUGAUUACAAGUAAAACUUAUGAAUGCGAGCUAAAGGACAAAACUACAGCGACUGAAAAGCAAAUAGUAGAAACUGUCAACAAGAAUGUUUCAGUUAUUCAUCAAAAGGAAGAAUCAAUGAGCAAAGAACCAGUAGAUGAUUUACAUGUAGUGUAUAAUCCAUCCAUAACUGUAGAUACAACAGAUAAAAUUGAACCAUGUGCUGAUAAUAUCAAAUUAAAUAUCUCAGAAGCCAGUUGCAAAUCUAUGGACACCCACCCUGUAAACAAUGAAAUAACCAAUUUGGAAGAAGCUGAUGCAGCGGUUACUAUGGAAACGAAUUUGGAUACUGCUGACUCAUUUGGUGCUGAUUUAAAAAUGCAGUUACUUGCUCCUAAAGAAGAAGAUUCUGCUAUGUCACCAGGAGAUAGUGAGGAUGUAAACCAUGUUACCAAAAAUAUUUGUGAUCUUGAUAAAUCUAAAGACGUUAAGCUCAUGGACGUUGGAGAAUCGCAAAUUGGCCAGGAGGCUAAAGAUGUGGUUACCAUGGAAACUACAGUAGAUGAGGAUGAAGACUCGUGGGAUACUAUGUUUGAUGAGACAGGGGAGUGUUUAAAUCAAGAACUAAAGAAGGAGAUAGAAGUCAAUCUUUCAAAAAAAGUUACAAAAAAGAAAAAGGUUGUUGUGCAAGAACCCAAGUUUGAUUAUUAUAAUUACCAACCAAAAGAUAAUUUUAAUUAUGAAGAUUUUGGUCAUGUGAUAGAAUUGUUUGAUUUUCCAACAGAAUUCAAAACUCAGGAUCUUUUAAUGUCAUUUUCUCAAUUUCAAUCCAAAGGUUUUGAUAUUAAGUGGGUAGAUGAUACCCAUGCAUUAGCAAUAUUCUCUAGUCCUAUUGCUGCAAACAGUGCCUUGGAAAUGUCCCAUCCGAUGUUGAAGUCAAGACCUAUGAUAGCAGCCACUAGAGAAUCAAAAUUGAAAGCCAGAAAUUUUGUGGAUUGUUUACAGCCUUACAAACCAAGACCAGAGACUAGCGCCAUGGCAGCAAGAAGAAUUGUAAGUGGUGCUCUAGGAAUUAAAAGUUCUGUUUCAAGGGAAAAAAGAGAUGCAGAAAGAAAGAAACUUAAAGAAGCUAAAGAUAAAAAGAAAGGAGAGAAGAAGUUGAAGGAAGACAUAUGGGAAGGAAAUGUGUGAUAUCCUGACAGCGUCUACAGUGUUUAAAUUUUAAUCUUUAAAUUUGUAUGUCUUACACAUGAGAUUGAAGUAAAAAAGUUAUUGAGCCUAAAAUAUCAACUAAUAUGAAUAAUAAUGUAACAGACUGACCACAAUGGUUAACAUUGUUGUUCCAGGAAUUUUGAAUGCACCAAAUAUUAAUACAGUAUUGCUGUAUUCUGUUUUAAAAUAAUAUUUAAAUUAUUUGUAAUGUUUUUUUUAUUUUCAAAUGUGACAGUUACUGAAGAAAUGUAAAUAUUUGGAAUCUAUUAGUCACAAAUUACGUUACGUUCAUGAAAAAACAGUUUCACAUGUUUUUUUAUAUUGGUUAGGCC